Mercurialis annua (annual mercury) is the source of this 1184-nucleotide messenger RNA. RefSeq lists its product as uncharacterized. Gene Ontology annotation, molecular function: iron ion binding; protein binding. The record is from RefSeq and is a predicted model, not a curated record. The transcript is spliced from 6 exons. NCBI's taxonomy places the organism in Eukaryota, Viridiplantae, Streptophyta, Magnoliopsida, Malpighiales, Euphorbiaceae. Bases 147 to 971 code for a protein of 274 amino acids.
AUGGAAAAGAAUGGCGUGUGGCUCUCCCUACCAAUGCCACAAGAAGAUUAUCUGCUCAACCAAUUCUAUCCACAAACACACUAAACCUUAACUAACAGUAUCUGCACAGCCUCCUCAGCAAAUUAAAGCAAUCGGCAGCUUCAACAAUGUCAUCAGCUGUAGUUGCAGGCACCUCUUCUUCUUCCUUCUCCGCCACUUUCACCAGAAGCCAUUCCAUCAAAACCUCUUCAUCUCCAUCAACAAAGACAACAUUAUCCUCUCAAUCCCAGAAAACUAGUUUUCAAGGUCUAUCACUUAAAGAUGCCAAAAGGGCAUCCUCAGAAAUCUUUAUAGCUGAGAAGAAGAACAGUUUCAGCAAUGCAAGAAAAGGGCUACAGAUCAGUGCAAGAACCAGUGGGGCUUCAAAGACUAUUGAAGUUGACGUUGACAAGCCACUUGGUCUCACUUUAGGUCAAAAGAGCGGCGGUGGCGUGGUCAUUACGGCGGUAGAUGGAGGUGGGAAUGCUGCUAAAGCAGGGCUGAAAGCAGGGGAUCAGGUGCUAUACACUAGCAGCUUCUUUGGUGAUGAACUUUGGCCUGCUGAUAAGCUGGGAUUUACUAAAACUGCAAUCCAAGCAAAGCCUGACUCUGUUUACUUUGUUGUUAACAGGGGACCAGACGUAGAUGUUAAGAAACUAAAUAAAAGACCAGCUCCGCCUCGCUUUGGAAGAAAGUUGACUGAGACUCAAAAGGCUAGAGCCACCCACAUAUGCCUCGACUGUGGAUACAUAUACACUGCACCAAAACCUUUUGAUGAGCAGCCGGACACGUACGUAUGCCCUCAGUGUAUAGCACCAAAGAAGAGGUUUGCGAAAUAUGAUGUGAACACCGGAAGAGCAAUCGGAGGCGGUUUGCCUCCCAUCGGAGUCAUUAUAGGUCUGCUGGCUGGUGUUGGUGCUGUUGGUGCUUUGCUUGUUUAUGGUCUUCAAUAAGGCAGUUAACCUCAACAAGUUUUACUUCUUGUCCUACUUCUUUUCAAUUUUUAUAGUCCAAAGUUUAUGUGGUAUUACACAUUUUAUAUUCUUUAACAUUGCUAGAAAUUAUAUUUUGGGAUAUUUUGGUUUCAUGUGAAUUGUAAGUGUAAAUCUGGAAACUUAUUAGUACCUCAAACGAAAUCAAUUAUUGAAAAUAGUUUUCUUUAUCAA